Aspergillus fischeri NRRL 181 is the source of this 1152-nucleotide messenger RNA. Its product is annotated as C-14 sterol reductase. The transcript is spliced from 2 exons. Gene Ontology annotation, biological process: ergosterol biosynthetic process. Lineage: Eukaryota; Fungi; Ascomycota; Eurotiomycetes; Eurotiales; Aspergillaceae. Gene Ontology annotation, cellular component: endoplasmic reticulum membrane. The coding region runs from base 1 to 1152 and encodes 383 amino acids. The record is from RefSeq and is a predicted model, not a curated record. Gene Ontology annotation, molecular function: Delta14-sterol reductase activity.
AUGGCCGUCCACUAUCGUACCGAUUCAAUGACUAAGAACCCUCAAGCAUUCCCUGCAAGUGUGGUUACUCUAGCCAUCUGUGCUGCAGGGACCUGCCUUCAAGGCGUCGACUUCCCCCUCUGGUCUUACAUCACCGACAACUAUGUCCAGCUUUUGACAGCGAACAUCCUCAUCUCCUAUGCACUCUCCGCUUUCCUUUAUGCCUAUAGUUUUACCGUGGACACUAAUUAUCCAAACCGGGACCUUCGAGAGUUGGCUGCCGGCGGUGCUACCGGUAAUCUGAUCUAUGACUUCUUCAUUGGGCGGGAGCUUAAUCCUCGCGUCACUCUGCCGAUCUUCGGGGAAGUCGACAUCAAGACCUGGUGCGAAGUCUGUCCUGGUCUGACUGGGUGGAUCCUGCUUGAUCUUGCCUUUCUAGCCAAGCAGUAUCGCAACUAUGGUUAUGUCUCUGAUAGCAUCAUGUUCACGACUGCCGUACAAGCAUAUUAUGUUCUGAGCAGCCAAUAUAACGAAUCCAGCAUUCUGACUAUGAUGGAUAUUACUACUGACGGCAUGGGCUUCAUGCUCUCAUUCGGUGACCUCGUCUGGGUACCUUUCCUUUACUCAACACAAUGCCGCUACCUCUCGGCCUAUCCUGUGCAUCUUGGCUGGCUGAGGAUUGCGGCGGUCAGUGCUAUAUUUGCACUAGGCAUCUUUAUCUUCAAGGCCGCUAAUAAUCAAAAGCACGCUUUCCGCACGCAGCCAAACAACCCAGCCAUGGCCAAUUUAUCCUACAUUCAAACCAAAAGGGGAACACGGCUCCUCACAGCCGGGUGGUGGGGUGUCUCCAGACAUAUCAACUACUUUGGGGACUGGCUGCAGGCACUACCCUUCAGCCUACCUACGGGACUCGCUGGCUACAUAAUUUUACCGGCGGGCAGUGUAUUAGCUGAUGCCUCGCAGGCGGUUCCUAUGCUGGAUGGGCGCGUGGCUAUCCAAGGACCGGCGACCGGCUGGGGAAUGAUCUUCACCUACUUCUAUGUCCUCUACUUUGCAAUCUUGCUAAUACACCGCGAACGUCGAGACGAUGCCAUGUGUGCGAAGAAGUAUGGUGAAGACUGGAAGGAGUACAAGAGGAUCGUUAGAUGGAGAAUACUGCCUUGGGUUUACUGA